Messenger RNA from Boeremia exigua, 2354 nucleotides. Its product is annotated as fungal Zn binuclear cluster domain-containing protein. Gene Ontology annotation, biological process: positive regulation of transcription by RNA polymerase II. The record is from RefSeq and is a predicted model, not a curated record. Gene Ontology annotation, molecular function: zinc ion binding; transcription cis-regulatory region binding; DNA-binding transcription factor activity, RNA polymerase II-specific. The transcript is spliced from 2 exons. Gene Ontology annotation, cellular component: nucleus. NCBI's taxonomy places the organism in Eukaryota, Fungi, Ascomycota, Dothideomycetes, Pleosporales, Didymellaceae. Bases 217 to 1977 code for a protein of 586 amino acids.
GACUAAUUAGGCCAAGCCAAACAGGCUAAGCUCAAUCCCUUCCGCUCACAGCAUUUAUUCAGAAGGGAGCUAUGCUGGUUUGACAUCGGAGACGGACGCCAGGCAAGAGAGAGCGAGCAGUGGCAUACCAGACGAUCAGCACUUACCCAGAAGCGACUGCCCUCGCAGAACCGAAUCUGGAGGCAGCCCCAGGAACCAAGUGUUUCUACGCCAAGCAUGAAAAGACAGCGUACAAAGUGCUUCACUGGCUGCUGGACCUGUCGAUCGCGCCGAAUCAAGUGCGACGAAGCGACCCCCUCGUGCAAGCGUUGUCGUCAGGCGGAUAUCGAAUGCGGAGGCUACGGCCUCCGGUUGAGCUGGGUGCAGUACAAUCCCUACGACGCAGCAGACCCUGAUCAUGACAACGGCAGUCGCGAGACCUCCAAGCAACCGGAGGUCAGAGCUUCCAGGAGGUCUUUGGUGCCGUUUGGUGCUGCUCAGUCUCUUCCUCGCCUUAGUUCGCCUGAGCUGGACAGUGCCUUGACUGCACUCGACGAGUGGCGUCCCGAGGAAUCUUCGCAGUUGGAGAAUGGAGCUUUUUGCGUUUUUGCCGUGCAAUCGUCUGCACCGGGUUCUUCUGAUAUCACCGAGACCGUGAUCGCGCCUGACGACUACGCAUUGCACACGAUUGAGACGCCUCAUCAGGACGACGAUGGCAUCCUGGUCGCCUCAGCUCAGGUCUUUCACAAUAUCCACGACGACUCAACACCUGCUGCCCGGCCUCACUCACCCUUCGAAGAGCAGAGCCGAACUGUUCCACCGCGCCAUCUCGAUGCUCUAUCCAUGCCAUCCAAACAGAAACGACUCAUACACCACUGGAUCACCUUCACAAGCCGCAAGCUAGUCCUGAUCGACGAGCCCCACAACCCAUGCCGCACGAUGAUGCUCCCAAUGGCGCUGAAAGGUCUCGUCUCGCAAUCGGCCAGCUCCAACGCCGACGUCGCCAUCUUCCACGCCCUGUGCGCCUCGGCAGCCUACAACCUCUUCGAGCUGUCCGGCCGCACCAACGAGCAAGACCGCGUCCUCGCGCUGUACCACGACAACGAAGCCGUCCACCACCUGCGCCACAACCUGGCGCGCGCACACCAGCACACCGACCAGUCCUUCGCCAUGGCAAUCAUGGCCUGCAUCGCCGUCGAAGCCGUGUCCGGCACCACCCAGCGCUGGCGCACCCACGUGUCCGGCGGGCUCGCGUACCUGGCGCAGCUGCAAACCCAGGGCCUCCCGGAAGCUGCCUUGUCCGCGUUCCGCCAGCACAUGGUCAAGAUGGCGAUCCUGUGCGGCGUCGCCGUGCCGCCGCACCUGAAGCUCUUCCUGCACGACGCGACGGGCGCGGCUGACGGCCUGGAGUACACGUUCCCGUACUACGGCGUGUCGCGCGCGUUUCUGCGCGCGCAGGACCACGUUAACACGCUGUUGGCGCGCGCGCCGGGGCCGAGUGACACGGAGCUGGGCGACCCGGAGCGCGAGAAGGAGCUCGAUGCGUUUGAGCUGCAGCUGUACCUCGACUUCCCUACUUUACCGCCGCAGAGUCCAGCACCAGGCGCAGGCGCCGCGAACACGGUCGUGAUCCACCACACGUCCAUGGCGUUCUACUACGCGGGCCUGGUGUUCUUCCAGCGGCACGUGCGUAACACGCCUGCGGCAGCAGUGCAGGACCUAGUCGAGCUGGGGCUGCGGGAGCUCGAGUCGAUCGACCGCGUGGGCCAGGGCGCGCUGGGCUGCUUGAUGCUGUGGCCGGUGCUGGUGCUCGGGGCCGAGUGCGAGGGGGCGGAGCUGCAGCAGCGGAUGCGCGCGUGGUUCCUGGCGCAGCGCCCGCUGGGGUUUCGGAACUUGGUGGUGUUGGAGGAUCUUGUUGCGACUGUUUGGAAGGCGGAGAAGGGGACGAGUUGGCGGCAGGUCAUCGAACAGCCUCAAUUUGAUGUUUUCAGGCUGUGAUAUAUCUGUCUCGGGCUGGUAGGUCGGGGAGUGCUCCGCUGACGUAUUGGACCUCCUCCGAUCCUGGGAGCGAGACUUGCGAGCAAGAUGGCCAUGAUGACUCCGGGCUGCAGACUUUGUCCGACGUAAGCAGCGUGUUGGGAGGAGCACACCUACUUGCUGAAGGAGCGCGAGGUGUGAAGUACGCUGUGUGACGUCACGUCCACACCACGAACGACAGCCUCCACAGUCCGGACUCACGACAGCCUCCGCAAUCUGGACUCACGACGUCCGUUGUGUAUACCCACAACGGCCCGUACGAACAAGAGUAGUCCAAUGUGUAUGCACACCACACACCCUCCCGGCGCGCACUAGACCCAAAGCGGGCAACCGAUCCC